CUUUUCUAUUUCCUUGUUUUCAACUGUUUGACCGUCGGGUUUCAGCUGAAUGUGGUAAAAUGUCUGUGACUGUGGAAGGAAACAAGGUUUCUGGAAGAAGGAGACGAGAGGACGGAGAGGAGAGCGAUGGUGUCAGCGGGAAGAAGGACAGACCGGAACCCAGUCGGUUGGAGUCUUGUUUGGAUCAACCCAUGGAUUCAAGCGGGAUCCAUGAACUUGUCAAGUAUACACCCUCGCAGCUAGCAGCCAAGCAUUAUGAUGCUGACACCACCGAGCCAAUCAGCUGUGGUCUUCAGACUUUAGAGGAGCUUUUGACAUGGAAACGAAGCGAGGCAAACCCUUUCAAUGUGGCAGUCGUCCCUCUGGCAACUCGGGAGCCUCCCCUGGCCAGUACUUCACGUCGGACGCUGGUGUCUCAUGACAUGAUGGGCGGCUACCUAGAGGACAGGUUUGUCCAAGGGACAAGUGUCGAAGCUCCGUAUGCCUUCUACCACUGGCAGUACAUUGAUAUUUUCAACUACUUCACGCACAACAUGGUGACUAUUCCUCCUGCUGUGUGGACCAGUGCUGCACAUAAACAUGGAGUCGUCGUUAUAGGGACUUUCAUCACAGAGUGGAAUGAUGGAGCCAAUGCGUGCGAAGCCUUCCUGAAAGAUGAGGAGGCGUAUCGGGCAGUAGCUGAUAAACUAGUCCAGAUUAGCCACUAUUAUGGCUUCGAUGGCUGGCUCAUUAACAUAGAGAAUACCCUCAGUGAAGUUGCAGUGAAGAACACACCUUUGUUCCUGCGCUAUCUGACCGACCAGAUGCAUGAGCGAGUCUCUGGCAGCCAGGUGCUGUGGUACGACAGCGUGAUCGAGAGCGGACAGCUACUUUGGCAGAAUGCACUCAACCAGUCCAACAGGAUGUUUUUCGAUGCCUGUGAUGGUUUCUUCACGAACUACAACUGGACAGAGCAGAACCUGGAGGAGAUGAAAGAAGACAGUGGGAUCAAAGGCCGUGAGGCUGACGUCUAUAUCGGGGUAGACGUGUUCGGCCGAGGCGAAGUGGUAGGAGGAAUGCUUGAAACUAAUAAGGCUCUGGAGAUCAUCAGGAAGCACAACUUCUCUACAGCCAUCUUCGCUCCAGGCUGGGUGUACGAGAGCCACGAUGAUAAGACUGAAUUCCGCAAGAACCAGGACAUGUUCUGGGCUCUUUUGUCAGACUACCUGUACAUCCACCGACCAGCCUCGCCUCUCCCCUUCAUCUCCUCCUUCUGCCAGGGCUUCGGGAAGGCUCUCUACUGGAGAGGAAAGCACGAGACUGAGAGGAGCUGGUUCAACCUGGCUGCCCAGGAGAUCCAGCCCUUGUACUACCAUACGGAGCUGGAGGACCAGGGCUGGCUUAGAAGCCGUGGCUGCCCACAGGAAGCCUGGAACGGAGGCUGCUCACUGCUGCUCGAGGGCCUCAUCCCUGCCUCUCAUACAUCGACGGUUUCUGCCAACAUCUUCUCCCUCAAUAUACCCCUGCCAUCCAAGAUCCUGGUGAGCUUCAUCCAUAAACCAUCUGCUGGGAUCAGUGUCUCCCUGGAGCUGAAGACAACAGAUACCAGUCUGUGCAUGGACAACCACAAUGUCAAACUCACCAGAGUGCAGCCGGAGGUGUUGGAUGAGGGCCACCAGCUGGUGAGCCUGUUCUCUCAGCUGUGUGGAAACAUGAACCCAGGCGGUUGGACAAUCAGGUGUUUGCAGCUGGAGCUCCGUGGCUGUACUCUUAGAGAAGUUGGUGUCAGCAUCCAACGGAGGGGAGACCCUCAGGACACGCCUUUUAGCUGCAGGGUGGGAGAGAUUAUGCUCCUGGAUGUAGCCCGUCUGCAGGUUCCCUCUGAGCUGGUUCUGGGUAUGUGCAUUUAUGAUGUGGUGUGGCUUCGUGGUGUUGGUACCUUGACAGAGUCCACCUCUCCUUGCCUGCACCUCAACGCCACUCUGCGCUGGGACUACUCGAGCAAGACCGUGCAGCACUUCAGGGUGUACUGGCGCCGGUUGAGGGGACCUGAUCCCCGAAUCCCUCCAGGUCAGCUGGUUCUGUUGGGACGUGCGUAUUCUAAUCUGUUUAGGGUAACAGAGCUGGAAGUGCCGAAGCCCCCUGGCUUACUGGAACUGGUGGUGGAGCCAGUGAGCAGGAAGGGCUUUCUGGUCCCAGAGAGUCAGUGGGGAAGAAGAAGCCUCAGCUACUCAGCAGACGUCACACAAUGACUUUACAUGAACGUUACCAGGCUGCUGUUUAUUAACCCUAUCGCAAAUGUUUCUAUAAAAAUAACUGAUGCAAAACUCAAUAUUACGAAGUUGGAGCUCUUUGGUUGCCGAAAAGUUUUCAGGCUUGGUUAAACAAAAAAUUACUCAGGCUGCCUUUGAUUUUAGUGGAGGUGCACAAGUGCAGACACCUAACAGUAAUCGUCAUCCACCAAAAAUGGAUUAUUACCCAGUAUGUAUAUCUAUCUAUCUAUAAAUAUAUACACACAUAGGGGGUUACCCUAACCCUCAAAAAAUCAAGGGAAAACUGGACUGUUACAGGAUAGCGGAGAGCUGGACAGGGCCGUAGAAGGACAUCAACCCAACAUGAUUUAAGUGUUCUCUUAAUUUUUUGGAGCUAUAUAUAUAUAUAUAUAUAUAUAUAUAUAUCAUGCAAAACUUUGUCCAUCUAUGUUUUUCUUUUACUUGUAAGAGAACACGCCAAAGAAACAUUUCGGUUCAUUGCGUAAUCAGGUCUGAUGUUUACAUGAUUGUAGGCAAUACUAUAACAUUGUUUGUUUUGCAUAAUUAUAUAGAUUUGUCAAAUUCUUUAUGCAUUAUUAUAAUGUAUACAUGUAUAUUCAAUAUGAACAAUAUUGGAUGUCAGUUAAGUAUCUUUUUCUGCAUUGUUGAUAAGUAUCAAAAAUAACUUAAUUUGAAUUGCCCUUUCCAAGAUCUCAAGAUUACAAAGUGCUUUUUUAAAAAAAAAACAGCUGUGGAGCAUGUGCGGAGCAAGAGUAAAAGCAAUCAAUAUGUGGGCCUCUGUGUGUGUGUGUGUGUGUGAGGGCCUUCAGUGCUGGGGUUUUCCUGUAGCCUUCUCCAGAUCCGUGCCUCAACACAGUCCCGUCUCUGAGCUCCUUCGACCUCAUUAUUUCCAAUUGACUUGAUCACAGGUGGCCUCCGGGCAAGAUGUAGAAACAUCUCAAAGAUGUCAUAACAAAGUGUCUGAAUGGGAUGUUAGUUUUUCCUUUUUAAUAAAAUUGGAAAAACUCUG
This is a messenger RNA of Hippoglossus stenolepis (Pacific halibut), 3261 nucleotides long. It is a transcript of the gene engase, whose product is annotated as endo-beta-N-acetylglucosaminidase. The transcript is spliced from 14 exons. Lineage: Eukaryota; Metazoa; Chordata; Actinopteri; Pleuronectiformes; Pleuronectidae. Gene Ontology annotation, biological process: protein deglycosylation. Gene Ontology annotation, molecular function: mannosyl-glycoprotein endo-beta-N-acetylglucosaminidase activity. The record is from RefSeq and is a predicted model, not a curated record. Gene Ontology annotation, cellular component: cytoplasm. Bases 60 to 2231 code for a protein of 723 amino acids.